AUGGCAGGCGGUCGGAAGACCAAAUCUUCCGGCCCCGCGCCCCCCUCCAAAACCCUCAUCAUCGACAACGGCGGCUACACUCUCAAAGCCGGCUUCGCACCACCCUCACCCACAAGCGGCGCUGACCUAUCCCCCCGAAUCAUACCAAACUGCAUCGCGCGCGACCGCCACCGCAAGAUCUACGUCGGCUCCGAGCUCCCCCAACAGUGCCGCGACUUCGGCGAGCUGCAGUUCCGCCGCCCCGUCGACAAGGGCUUCAUCGUCAACUGGGAGGCGCAGAAGGAGGUUUGGGACGGGGAGUUGUUUGGGGGCAAGGGCGGGUUAGGGUGCGAGCCGGGGGAGACGAGGUUGGUUUUGACGGAGGCGCCGGGGGGGUUGCCGGCUUUGCAGGGGAAUUGCGAUCAGAUGGUUUUUGAGGAGUUUGGGUUCGCGAGCUAUUAUAGAGCAAUCGGACCUACGCUCAACGCCUACAACAAUAUCCAGUCCUUCUUCGGAACUACGCGAGACCCUGCGACGAUGACGGCACCUCAGGUCCCCGCCGAGAUUAUGCUCCUCGUCGAUUCAGGUUACUCCCAUACGACCGUCACCCCCCUCCUCCACGGCCGACCCCUCUACUCCGCCGUCCGCCGCCUCGACAUCGGCGGGAAAUUCCUAACAAACUACCUCACCCGCCUCCUCUCCCUCCGCCACUUCGACAUGCGCAACGACGUUUACAUCGUCAACGAGAUCAAAGAGACGGCCUGCUUCGUCUCGCUCGACUUCGCCGCCGACCUCGAGAAGACGUGGAAGGGUUCCCGCGGCGAAAGGAGACCCGUCUAUGUGAACGGCAGCGAUGGCAUCGCCAAGGACUACGUACUACCCGAUUACCACGCGAGGCAGAAGGGUAUCAUAAGAGACUACGAUCCGGCGGCACACACGAAAUCGAGGAAACUCGCCCUCGGCGCGGCUGGGAACGCCGCGGACGUAAACGAGGACAUCAUCACGCUGCGAAACGAGCGAUUUUCGGUCCCCGAGCUGCUGUUUAACCCCAUGGAUAUCGGGCUGCGGCAGCCCGGUCUUCCGAACCUUAUAAUGCAGUCCGUCUCCUCGCUGCCCGUUGGCCUGUGGCCCGGGCUCCUCGCGAAUAUCGUUGUUGUGGGCGGCAACGCGCUGUUUUCUGGCUUUAGGGAACGUUUGCAGAGGGAAGUUGCUAGCCUUGCGCCCGACGACUGUACCGUAAGGGUUGCGGUGCCCGAGGAUCCGGUUACGGCUACGUGGAAGGGAGGUGUUAGGUUAGCGGCGCACGAGAAUAUAGGGAAGCUGAGCGUCUCCAAGGCGGAGUACGAUGAGUAUGGAGCUGCCUGGGUCGCGAGGAAAUUCGCCGCAGGCUUGCCUGUUUGA
Messenger RNA from Scedosporium apiospermum, 1380 nucleotides. Its product is annotated as Actin-like protein arp-6. Gene Ontology annotation, cellular component: Swr1 complex. Lineage: Eukaryota; Fungi; Ascomycota; Sordariomycetes; Microascales; Microascaceae. Gene Ontology annotation, molecular function: nucleosome binding. The record is from RefSeq and is a predicted model, not a curated record. The coding region runs from base 1 to 1380 and encodes 459 amino acids. The transcript is spliced from 2 exons.